AAAGGUGCCACUUUAAUGCCAAUGUGCUUCCCUGUUUGUCGUCAGCCUAUCUGCUAUUAUUAUUAUUAUUAUUAUACAGUCCCGAGACUAUAGCCGCAGAGUGCACGCUUCCAACGCUGUAACAAAACAGAAAGUAGGUGGACUUUUCAACCACAAACAUAUUGUCGCUUAUACUGUUGCGCACGAGCACACCUACACGCACGGCCUGGUCUCUAUCAUCAUAUUGAUCCUCCUGAUGUUCGUGUGGACCUCAUAUCUUGGGCAUGUGUGAACUUGAAGGCAGGAAAUAAAGCGCGCUCCUCCGCAACAGGGAAGUAAACCUAACCUAUGUUCUACGUUGCUUAAAAGUUGUCCGUGUUGAGCUGCUCGGUGCUCUACGUUGAUUUCUCUUCGGUCAAGACAUUAAAACGACGGCGACGAGCCAGCUUUUAAGGGACAAACGAAAGCUUUAACGCGAGAGAUGGAGGCAGGAAAUGCUCAGUAGGUUAUUAGGACUGGAGGAGUACGUGUGAGACAGAGGACACCAGAGCAUUUUUCAAUGUUUGAAAUCCAUAUUUAACUGAAGCAGCCCUCUCUGAUCAUGGCCCAGUGGAUACACAUGUCCCAGAUGAUACAGUGCCUGUCUGAUGACACUGUCAACAACCUCUAUCCCCCAACCGCCUUCCCCAUUGAAGUCAGACAUUUUUUAGCUGAGUGGAUUGAGAGACAAAGAUGGGACGACUUUGUGCUGGAAAAGGUGGAGCAGGAGAGCCAAGCUCAAGCUCUGUUGGAGCAGACCAUCAGCAGGCUGCAAUCGAUUGCUCAGCAGAACGCCAACGUGGUGGACAGGAUGAAGCUGAUGCAGAUCAGCAGGAACAUGAUCGUGUUUCAGCAGCAGCCUCUACAAUUUGGAGUGAUGGUCAGGGACAUCCUCACAAAGGAGAGGGUUCUGCUUGGCACACCCGCUCAGAUGCCCAACCCUCCCCAGUUCCAACAGUACCCGAAUAGAGAGUCCUCGUUCCCCAACAUGCAGGAUGUAGACCACCUCGUUCUGAAGGUGCUAGACGUCCAGGACAUUCGACAAAAGAUGCACCAGCUGCAAGAAGAGCUCAACUGGGAGAGGCAGAACUAUGAGGGUUUACAAGGGCCAAUUCAAAAGAACGGACUGGAUCCAACAAAGUCAGAAACUCAGAAACUCCAGAAUCACAUCCAGCAACUGGAGUACAAUGUGAAAGCAAUGUCCACGAAGCGUUUCCAGCUGCUGAAGGAGAGUGUGGACUGUCUGGACCAGUGUCAGAUCCGACUGAUCAGCAGGCUGAAGGCGUGGAGGUGGGAUCAGCACAAGGCCACCAUCGGACAUCCAUUUGACGACAACCUCAACCACCUGCAGACCUGGUGUGAGCAGCUGCUUGGCGUAAACGGAAAGCUGAGACAGGAGUUGAUGCUAAUAGGGGAACCAAUCCCAGAGCUCCAGGAAAGGCUGGGGGAACUUCUGCAGGUUCUGAUUCAAAGCUCUCUUGUAGUGGACAAGCAGCCCCCUCAGGUCAUUAAGACUCAGUCAAAGUUCUCCACAACUGUGCGAUAUCUGCUGGGGGAAAAAGUCGCUCCUGGGAAGCCUGUGGUGCUAAAAGCGCAAAUCAUAAAUGAACUUCAGGCCAGGAACCUGGGCAGUGUACCUGGUGAUAAUGUUGGGGAACUGAUCAACAAUACAGCGAUCCUAGAACACAACACAUCCAGCAAAAGCACAUGUGCCACCUUCAGGAAUAUGUCCAUUAAGAAGAUCAAGAGAGCAGACAGAAAGGGAUCAGAGUCCGUAACAGAAGAGAAAUUUGCUCUCCUGUUCUCGACGGAGAUCACCAUCACAGGCUGUGACACCCCCUACAGGAUACAGAUGAUCUCACUGCCGGUGGUCGUCAUUGUUCAUGGGAGUCAGGACAACAAUGCUCUGGCCACCAUCAUAUGGGACUGUGCUUUUUCCGAACCAGACAGAGUGCCAUUCAUGGUGCCGGAGCGCGUGCCCUGGAGGAUGAUGCACAGCACUCUCAACAGUAAAUUCACCGCUGAGGUCCAGACACAGCACCACCUGGACCAAUACAACCAGCACUUCUUGGCCCAGAAGAUAUUUGACAAGCCUGACUUUAACGACGACUUCAGCAACAUUUUGGUUUCCUGGGCCCAGUUUAAUAAGGAGGUUCUCCCAGGUCGACCCUUCACUUUCUGGCAGUGGUUUGAGGGAGUGAUGGAGCUGACCAAGAAGCACCUGAAGACCUACUGGAGCGAAGGGCUGAUAUUUGGUUUCAUUGGGAAGCAGCAUCUACACCUGAUUCUCAAAGACAGGCCAAACGGGACAUUCUUGCUUCGCUUUAGUGACUCUGAGAUCGGAGGCAUCACCAUUGCAUAUGUGUCCGCCACUGAGAAUGGGGGACAGAAAAUCCAGAACAUCCAGCCCUUCACCAAGAGAGAUCUUGAGAUCCGUAGCCUUGGUGACCGCAUCCGGGACAUAAACCACAUAACCCACCUGUAUCCUGAAUUUCCUAAACAUGAAGUUUUCAAAAAGUUCUACACAGAGCCUCAACCGCCUUCCAGCGGGGGCUACAUCCCUGUGUCUCUCCAAACUAAAGUCGGCACGGGAGAUAGCUCAGCCACACACCCAGAUCCGACACCCCUCGCUGAAAGCCCUCGCAAUGUUGUUGGCUUCUCUGUGCUUCAGUUUCCGCAGCCCUUCAGCCCGCAGGAGUCUAGCAAUCAAGAAAUGGAAGCUUCACCUUCUGUGGAGUUCAGUCCAAACCCUUCUGUUGGCUUCACUGAACUCAUUCCUCAAGAUAGCAAUAUGGCGAAUAUGGAUCUAGAUUUAGACACUCUCCUCCAGAAUCUGAAUCAAUAGGAGGAUUUCCCAUCAAAGUUGGUUUUGGAGUGCAAAGCAGACAUCGACUUGAGACCAGAGCCAAAAUCGUCUGUUUUACCGUCAUAUGAAAGAGCAUCAAUUGCUCGCACAGACUUUCUUCCUUGACUUUAAUCAUCGAUCUACAGAUUAAUCUACUUUUGAAUAAAAACAAAUGUGAUUUUUCUGAUUGAGUUGGUGCUAUGUCAAAUAGGAAAACAUUUUAAGGACAAAGUCAAACUGAGAACAAACGAAAAUAAUGAAAAGUGCUGUUAUCCGUGUUGUGCACCUCUUUAAAAAGAAACUCUGUCUCAACUGGUGGUAGGUUUGUUUAUGUUGUUCUCCACUCAGUGGAUAGUCAGCCACCAGAGAUUAUUUUUUAGGUUAUGUUGCCCUCUGUGAUUGUUGCAUGUUUUGCAUGAAGAGGAAAGCAUAACUGAAUAGUAUUUCCCUAUUGUAUAUAACCCUUCCUUAUGAUGGCCAAGCCUCAGCUAUAGUAUAUUAUACACCCAAUCUCACAGUUACGCACAGUAUGCAUGGUAAAGACUUCAUAACUCAGCCAAUGUUAAUGAGCCUAACCUGUUUUGUAUAUAGUGGUGACUAGGAACAUGAACCUAAAAAUAAACUUUUUGAUCACU
This is a messenger RNA of Anoplopoma fimbria (sablefish), 3498 nucleotides long. RefSeq names its product signal transducer and activator of transcription 6, interleukin-4 induced (gene stat6). The coding region runs from base 581 to 2863 and encodes 760 amino acids. The transcript is spliced from 20 exons. Gene Ontology annotation, biological process: cell surface receptor signaling pathway via JAK-STAT; cytokine-mediated signaling pathway; growth hormone receptor signaling pathway via JAK-STAT. Lineage: Eukaryota; Metazoa; Chordata; Actinopteri; Perciformes; Anoplopomatidae. The record is from RefSeq and is a predicted model, not a curated record. Gene Ontology annotation, molecular function: RNA polymerase II cis-regulatory region sequence-specific DNA binding; DNA-binding transcription factor activity, RNA polymerase II-specific.